Messenger RNA from Mytilus trossulus (common blue mussel), 534 nucleotides. Its product is annotated as MAM domain-containing glycosylphosphatidylinositol anchor protein 1-like. Gene Ontology annotation, cellular component: membrane. Bases 1 to 534 code for a protein of 177 amino acids. The transcript is spliced from 6 exons. Lineage: Eukaryota; Metazoa; Mollusca; Bivalvia; Mytilida; Mytilidae. The record is from RefSeq and is a predicted model, not a curated record.
AUGAAACAUGUCUAUUUAUGUAGAAGUACAAGCUACAGCUGUGGAUUUGAGCUAAAUUCUGAAGUAUGUGCUUUUAAACAAUCAGCCAAUGAUCAAUUUGAUUGGUCACGAAAUUCUGGAGAUACAAGCACUCUGUAUACUGGGCCCUCAGCAGCGGCCGAGGGGACAUAUUAUAUAUACACAGAGGUCAAUUCCAAAGUACCUUUGGAUAAAGCUAUACUUACAACUGAAGCUACAAACUUACAAGCAUGCCCUUAUUGUCUGUCCUUCAAGUACCAUAUGAGAGGGAGUAACAUUAGAACAUUAGAAGUAUUUGCUGGGGAUAAAACAUCUCUGCCAUUUCUGACAAGUAUCUGGGAAAAAAGGGGACAACAAACCACAGAUCCCGCUAAAUGGGACACUGGAACUAUAGACAUACCACAAUAUAGUAAUCUUGUUGUCACCAUAGUGGGGUCCUGUGGUUUUGGACCGAGGGGUGAUAUUGCCAUUGAUGAUAUUCUCCUAAAAACUGGUGCAUGUAAUGCUGGAGAGUAA